AUGGAUUUCCCCCAGCACAGCAAGCAAGUCCUGGAACAGCUGAACCAGCAGCGGCAGCUGGGUUUGCUGUGCGACUGCACCUUCGUGGUGGACGGCAUCGACUUCAAGGCCCACAAAGCCGUGCUGGCGGCCUGCAGCGAGUAUUUCAGGAUGCUCUUCGUCGACCAGAAGGACGUGGUGCACCUCGACAUCAGCAACGCGGCAGGCCUGGGCCAGGUUUUGGAGUUCAUGUACACGGCUAAGCUAAGCCUAAACCCCGACAAUGUGGAAGACGUGCUGGCUGUGGCGGGUUUCCUCCAAAUGCAGGAGAUCGUUAGCGCUUGCAACGCUCUCAAGUCCCUCGCUGCACCAGCAGAAAGCCCCGCCAGGAGCCAGCAGCCCCCCGCCGCGAUCGGGGCUGACAAGGCGACUGUCGAGGACAAGAGGUCGGCUGCAGAACCACUGGGUCAUCUUGACAAAAUAAAACCCGUUCCUCCCGACCCGGAGGGGAAGGAAGAGACGCCCGUAGCCACGGCAGCGCAGCCUGAGGCGCAGACGGAGCAGCUGGGUGGCCAAGAAGGGGCAGAUGUUGCCAUCCAAGAGGGCCCCAACGCCGAAUUUCCCAGCCACCCGCAGCCAGGGGAGAGCAUGGUCAGCAGCAGCAGCCCUGCGGCGAAGGGCAGCAUCUCUCCGGGUGCCGAAACGGGAGAGACAGAGCUGGAAGGGAAGGAGGAAGAGGGGGAGAUGACGGCAGAGGACGAAGAGGAGGCUAAAAUCCCUGAGGAAGAACAGCCCCGGUUAGAAAAUGGAGAAAACGCCGAAGAUAAUGAAUCGGGAAGCACCGACUCUGGGCAGGAGAACUUGGGUGAAACCCGUCUGCUGCGUUCGGGUACUUACAGUGACAGGACCGAGUCGAAAGCCUACGGCUCCGUCACGCACAAGUGCGAGGACUGCGGGAAGGAGUUCACCCACACCGGUAACUUCAAGCGGCACAUCCGUAUCCACACCGGCGAGAAACCCUUCUCCUGCAGGGAGUGUAACAAAGCCUUCUCCGACCCGGCUGCAUGCAAAGCCCACGAGAAGACGCACAGCCCAUUGAAGCCCUACGGCUGCGAGGAGUGCGGGAAGAGCUACCGCCUCAUCAGCCCUGAGGCCAAAUACCGCUGCGACGACUGCGGCAAGCUCUUCACCACCUCUGGCAACCUCAAACGGCACCAGCUGGUCCACAGCGGGGAGAAACCGUACCAGUGCGACUACUGCGGGCGCUCCUUCUCUGACCCCACCUCUAAAAUGCGGCACCUGGAGACCCACGACACCGACAAGGAGCACAAGUGUCCCCACUGCGACAAGAAAUUCAACCAGGUGGGGAACUUGAAGGCUCACUUGAAGAUUCACAUCGCGGACGGGCCUCUGAAGUGUCGGGAAUGCGGCAAACAGUUCACCACUUCAGGCAACCUGAAACGGCACCUCCGCAUCCACAGCGGGGAGAAACCCUACGUCUGCGUCCACUGCCAGCGCCAAUUCGCCGACCCCGGGGCGCUGCAGCGACACGUCCGCAUCCACACCGGAGAGAAGCCGUGCCAGUGCUUGAUCUGCGGGAAAGCCUUCACCCAAGCGAGCUCCCUCAUCGCCCACGUGCGCCAGCACACCGGGGAGAAGCCCUACGUCUGCGAACGCUGCGGCAAGAGAUUCGUGCAAUCGAGCCAACUGGCCAACCAUAUCCGUCACCACGAUAAUAUCCGACCCCACAAAUGCACCGUCUGCAACAAAGCCUUCGUCAACGUGGGCGAUCUCUCCAAACACAUCAUUAUCCACACCGGGGAGAAGCCAUUUUUGUGUGACAAAUGCGGCCGGGGCUUCAACCGGGUGGACAACCUGCGUUCCCAUGUGAAGACGGUGCACCAAGGCAAGGCGGGCAUCAAAAUCCUCGAGCCGGAGGAAGGCGAUGAGGUCAACAUCGUCACGGUGGCUUCCGAUGAUAUGGUGACACUGGCCACCGAGGCACUGGCCGCCACUGCUGUCACACAGCUCACGGUGGUCCCCGUAGCGGCCGCGGUGGCGGGGGGCGGGGCCGGCGCGCUUAAAACCGGCCUCCUGGCGUCGCCUCCCUCCCGCGCCAAAGCCCAGCGCGCCCAGAACCCCGCUGGCCGCUCCGGCGGGGUCCAGAGCCCCGCUUUUCUCCUCAAUCUCCUUUUUUACCCUUUCUUCGCAAUUUUAACCCAUUCGCACCAGCGAUGGCGAUGA
Messenger RNA from Nipponia nippon (crested ibis), 2223 nucleotides. The record is from RefSeq and is a predicted model, not a curated record. NCBI's taxonomy places the organism in Eukaryota, Metazoa, Chordata, Aves, Pelecaniformes, Threskiornithidae.